Messenger RNA from Cantharellus anzutake, 2366 nucleotides. Its product is annotated as P-loop containing nucleoside triphosphate hydrolase protein. Gene Ontology annotation, cellular component: nucleus. The coding region runs from base 244 to 2157 and encodes 637 amino acids. Gene Ontology annotation, molecular function: ATP binding; preribosome binding; RNA binding. The record is from RefSeq and is a predicted model, not a curated record. The transcript is spliced from 8 exons. Gene Ontology annotation, biological process: ribosome biogenesis. Lineage: Eukaryota; Fungi; Basidiomycota; Agaricomycetes; Cantharellales; Hydnaceae.
AAUGGAGCGUUACCAACGUCUGGAACUCCAACAUUUGCCACCGUGGCAGAAAAUCCCCUCUCCGACGCGCCGACUUCGACAAAACGAAAAACACGUACCGAAGGAGGCGUCUCUAAACGCCCAAAGACGUCUUCUAGUGGCCUUUUGACCUCGAAGGACAAAGACUUUGCCCAUCCAUCGGUCCGGUUAGCCGACCUCGGCGGGGUGCAAUCCUGUAUAGAGAAAGUGCUCGAGCUGGUGGCAAUGCCAAUUUCUCACCCCGAGGUCUAUGUCCACACGGGGGUACAGCCCCCUCGCGGUGUUCUUCUGCACGGCCCACCAGGAUGUGGCAAAACUAUGCUAGCGAAUGCCAUCGCUGGAGAACUGGAGGUUCCAUUUAUUAGCAUCUCUGCGCCUUCAAUUGUGUCCGGGAUGUCUGGUGAGUCAGAAAGGUCGCUUCGAGGAGCAUUUGACGAAGCUCAAAAAGCUGCCCCAAGCAUCUUGUUCAUAGAUGAAAUAGACGCGAUAACACCCAAACGUGAAAGUGCUCAACGUGAAAUGGAACGCCGUAUAGUGGCCCAAUUCCUGACUUGCAUGGACGAAUUGUCCUGGGAAAAAACUGGCAACAAGCCCGUAAUUGUGAUCGGCGCCACGAAUCGACCUGAUUCAUUAGACAGUGCGCUCCGGAGAGCGGGCCGAUUUGACCACGAAAUCUCAAUGACAGUUCCAGACGAGAUUGGCCGGGAGCAGAUUUUGCGAGCUCAAUGCGUCAAGCUAAAGCUUACCGGUGGCUUUGAUUUCCGUGCCCUUGCGAAGGCUACGCCUGGGUAUGUGGGUGCAGAUCUCAGUGCACUUACGGGAGCCGCUGGGGUGAUCGCUGUCAAGCGUAUAUUCCGAAGUUUCGGAGGAUUUGACGCUGAUCCACCCUCAGUCAACGGCAAAGACCAACCUGGAGUUCAUACCCAGUCACCAGAAGAUAUUGCUCAGGCUUCAGACAUGCAAGUUGAUGAGGAUAUUACUUCGGUGAUAUCUUCCCAAGCUGGGGUUGUUGCUCCGUCAACAAAUCCAAUUUCCAGCAGCAUAAGCUCCUUCUUGAAGCGCCACCCAAACCCCCUGACACCUGAAGAACUCGAACCCCUCACUAUUACAUAUGACGAUUUCCUUGCUGCUCUCACACAAGUUCAACCUUCCUCAAAACGCGAGGGCUUUACUACCAUUCCUGACGUUACCUGGGCUGAUAUUGGAGCCCUCCACUCAAUCCGCGAUGAGCUUAAAAUGGCCAUUGUCCAACCCAUCCGGAGACCUGAAGUUUUCAGGGCUGUUGGCAUCACGGCAUCAUGUGGCGUACUGCUUUGGGGCCCACCUGGUUGUGGAAAGACCCUUCUUGCAAAAGCUGUGGCAAAUGAAAGUCGGGCAAAUUUCAUAAGCGUGAAAGGCCCUGAACUUCUGAAUAAGUAUGUGGGUGAAUCCGAACGUGCAGUUCGGCAGGUGUUCUCAAGAGCUGCCGCGUCAGCACCGUGCGUAAUCUUUUUCGAUGAGCUGGAUGCUUUAGUGCCAAGGCGAGAUGAUAGCCUGUCAGAGUCAAGUGCUCGAGUCGUCAACACGCUUUUGACAGAGCUUGAUGGGCUGCAAGUCCGAAAAGAGGUGUACGUGAUUGCGGCUACAAAUCGUCCGGACAUGAUAGACCCCGCGAUGUGUCGUCCUGGUCGGCUUGACAAGCUAUUGUAUGUCGACCUGCCCGACGGAGAUGAAAGAACGGAUAUUUUGCGCACUCUUUUACGGAACGUGCCUCUCGCCCCUGACGACAGCUCCAGUCUAUCUAUCUCUGCGUCUCUAGAUGCUAUUUUGAACAUAGUGCGCCAGAAAUGUGACGGAUAUAGCGGGGCAGAUCUUGCUGCUCUGGUGCGAGAGGCGGGGGUGCUUGCGCUUCGGGAAACGCUCAACGUUCUCGAUGCGGCUGAGGCUUCGGGUACCAACGUUGGACCGUCGGAGAACCAGCUGAUCAAAGUGACCGUGGACCAUUUUGAACGAGCAACUGGGAAGGUAUUGCCAAGCGUGUCUGUUGCCCAAAGAAGGAAAUACGAGGCGUUGCGGAGCAAAUUCGCUGGAUUACCAAUGCGGUCUCGCGUGGAACGUGAAGAGAUCCCCAGAGGUAGUAGAGAUGACCCUGCCCUCUGAUUGUCUUGCCUCCUGCGGCUGUCUGCAAACAGGGAGCCAGGUCGUUAGGGGGGACCGCCACACCCCAAACCGUCCCGCCAAUGAGUGCUGCGCUGUGUAUUUGUGCCAUGGGAUGGGAUGCUGAUGCUGGACAGUCGUCAAUGCUUUGCUUCAAAUGAAGCGUGAUUCGUUGGGGUGUCGUGUGCGAUACAUUUAUUAGUCAAUAACGA